Molecule: messenger RNA, 1842 nt
Organism: Malassezia sympodialis ATCC 42132
Lineage: Eukaryota; Fungi; Basidiomycota; Malasseziomycetes; Malasseziales; Malasseziaceae
Molecular function (GO): protein binding
Source: RefSeq, a predicted model, not a curated record
AUGGCAUCCGUGAACUCGCUAGCGACUGUACCGGCCGCAGCAGCUGCGGCUGGCAGUUCGUCUGCUCGCCCAGGCUCCAUAACCCCCUCGCACUCCGUUCCAGCACAUGCACAACCCAUCCCUCCUUCUCCGCCGCCACCGGCCGGCGCGAUUCCUCUAGGUGGGGCCGUGGCGCCGCCGGGCUCGCAGGCCAUCUGGGCCGCGCGCCUCGUAGACCUACUGAACCUGGUUCGUCACGAAUUUGACGUGAUUGGCAACGAUGCCGUGCACUUCAAGGCGCAACGCGACGAACUGGAACACCGAAUUGCCCAGCAGUACAACGAGGUCACCCUCAUGCAAGAGCAUAUUUACGAGCUGGAGAAGCGCCAUUUCGAGAUUGUGGCUCACUACGAGGAUGAGAUCAAGCACCUUCGGGCGCGCCUCGACUCGCGCAGCAAUGCCAACAGCGUGCCCGACGGGCCACCGGUACUUCCUCCCCGCAGCCAUGCUCCCCUGACGCCGGCUACUGAUGCACCACUGCCUGCGAUGGCCGAGGCAUAUGAGCGUGAUCCACGUGAGCGUUCGCCACCAGUCGCUGAGGCGGCGUGGCCGCCGUCGAAGCGUGCCAAGACCACGCAGGCGCCAGUGCCGCCGGAGCUGCCACGCACGACACGCGACGAGCGCGAGCCCAAGCAGAUCGAUGAAGAUGUACAUGCUCCCGCGAAGGCCAUGCCUAUGGUGGAGCGCUCGGCGAGUACGAGUCAGCCUCGGGAGGGCCAAGCUGCUGCUCCCGCCGAUGCUCCGGCCGUCCCUGCCGCGGAGUCCGAGCCAGCACAAGAAAUCAAAAAGGAGGGUACUGACUGGGUGGUCGUAUACAAUCCGCAUAUGCAGCCGUCGCUGGAUAUCGACCUUGUGCACAGCUUUUCACACGACAGCGUUGUCUGUUGCGUGCGUUUUUCGCCUGACGGCAAGCUCCUGGCGACUGGGUGCAACCGCAGUGCGCACAUAUACGACAUUGAUACUGGCGCGAAGGUAUGUGUGCUGCGAGACGAGCCGCCGGCAAUCCCUGGCGACCUGUAUAUCCGCAGCGUGUGCUUUAGUCCCUGCGGCAAAUUCCUCGCGACGGGUGCCGAAGACCGCCAGAUCCGCAUCUGGGACCUUGCGGAGAAACAGAUCAAGAAGGUGCUGACGGGCCACAAGCAGGAGAUUUAUUCUCUGGCGUACUCGAGCGACGGCAAGAUGCUGGCUAGUGGCUCGGGUGACAAGACGGUCCGUCUGUGGGAUGCGGAGACGGGGGAGACGCUGCAUGUCUUGUACACGAGCCCUGGCCUGAACUACGGUCCCGGCGUCACCACUGUGGCGUUGAGCCCCGAUGGCCGACUGGUGGCCGCCGGCGCGCUGGACACAUUUGUGCGUCUGUGGGAUACCAGGACCGGCAAGCUGCGAUGCCGUCUCAAGGGCCACAAGGACAGCAUCUACAGCGUGAGCUUCAUGCCAGAUGGCCAAUCCCUCGUCAGUGGCAGUCUCGAUAAGACGCUCCGGCUGUGGGGCCUCACGAGUGUCAUCAAGGUGCUCGAUACCAUGGACGACGAGGUUUCAAAUGCGUCCUUGAACGCUGUCACGUUCACAGGCCACAAGGACUAUGUUCUUUCGGUAUCCUGCUCCAUGGACGGCCGCUGGAUCGCAUCCGGCUCCAAGGACCGCUGCGUCGAGUUCUGGGAACCCAAGACAGGCCAGACGCAGCUGGUCCUACAGGGCCACAAGAACUCAGUUAUCGCCACAUGUAUGAGCCAGACCCGUCAGCUCCUGGCGACGGGCAGUGGCGAUUUCAACGCACGGAUUUGGUCGUACAAGGAAAAGUAG